UUGUUUACUGGGCGGGUAAGAGCAGCUAAAUGCUUCUCGACUCGCUCUUGUCCACGUCUACGUCUGUGUGCCUUUUUAUUUCGCAGCUGGUUCCUCUGGUAAAAGCUCAGGGCGUGUAGUUUCUCCGUCCGGGUUUGCGCUUUUAUUAAAUCCUGUUUAGAACUAUGUCCACAGAAAGACCAGGCCCUGCGGGGGACGUCACAGACGCGAGGAAAGACGAUGGAAAACAGGCAGCGGGAUCUUUGUCUGCUCCUUCGCCCAUGGACGUUGACGCUCAGCCCCACUCCCACAGCUUCAGAUACAGCCUCCGUUACCCCAACAUUGGCCAGUGCAUCAUCAUCAACAACAAGAACUUUGACAGGGGCACAGGUAUGAAUCAGCGAAACGGCACUGAUGUUGAUGCAGCCAAUGUGUGUAAAGUGUUUACGAAGUUGGGCUAUGCAGUGAAGAUUUACAAUGAUCAAACAACCGAUCAGAUGAGGAACAUUUUAAGUGCAACAUCUAUGCACGAUCACAGCAACUCCGCCUCGUUCGUCUGCGUUCUGCUGAGCCACGGCGAUGACGGCGUGAUCUAUGGUACUGAUGGCCCGGUGCAGAUCCAGAGCCUUACUUCAUUAUACCGAGGCGAUCGCUGUAAAAGUCUGGUGGGAAAACCCAAACUUUUCUUUAUCCAGGCUUGCAGAGGCACUGAUCUUGAUCCGGGUAUUGAAGCCGACAGUGCAGACGAAACCACUAAGAUCCCUGUGGAAGCAGACUUCCUCUACGCCUUCUCCACCGCUCCAGGCUACUACUCCUGGAGGAACACAAUGACUGGCUCUUGGUUCAUCCAGUCACUGUGUGACAUGAUCAGCAAAUACGGAAAGGAACUGGAGCUUCUGCACAUCAUGACACGAGUAAACCACAAGGUGGCAGUAGAGUUUGAGUCUGUGUCCAAUUCACCAGGGUUUAACGCCAGGAAGCAGAUUCCAUGCAUUGUGUCGAUGCUGACCAAAGAGAUGUAUUUCUGCCCUUGAUGUUGAAUUCUCAGCAGAAACCUGAGGUUGGCAGACAUGAUUACAGAUCAGGUUGUGCUUUUCCACUUGAUUUCAGGUGAAAUUUACAUUUCUUAGCAGAAAAUGUGAUGCUUCAGGAUACUUUUAAUUUAAUAGGCUUGGCAUCCUAGGUUUCUCACUUUGUACUGUGUUUGUCUGACAUGAAUAGUGUUUGGUAUUUUAUAUUAUAUGUGCCUGUUUUUUUAUUAUUAUUAUUUUGUUUUUCAGAAUUUAUGUAAUUUUUUUUAUUUUAUUUUUUUUUUAUAUCAAAUGUUUUCAGGCUAAACCCAAACGACAGGCAUCUAGUUUCACUCUACCUUUAAACAAACCAAUUUCAUAUUUAGUUAUUGAGUUUCGGUAAAUUUCUUUCGGCAUUUAAGCGUUCUGAAAAGUCAUGGAGAUGAGCAUAAAACCACUUCCUUUAUAAAUAGUUGUCUCAAUCUACUACAUUGCAUCCUAUUUGUGGUUCUGAUCUCAGAUCAGGCCUGUCUGCUCUUAUAAGAGAGGACGGAUUUUGGUUCUUGAUAAGGGAAUCACAAUGUUGGAAAAUAGGACGAAUGUUUUUUUAUGACACUGUAUGCUUAUGUGGGCAUCAAGACCAGCGAAACUCCAACCGACCAGUUCUCAGUGAUCUGUGCAACUUUACUGUUUACACUCUACACACUUCAGGGAAAUACCUUUUUCAGACAGUUUGACUGUUUUUGUACUUUUCUAAUCAUGAAACUGUCGAAAUAUAUCUGUGCACAAUCACAUUAUGAAAAGGCGGCAAGUCUUUUUGAAGCUGUAUUCUCUUUCACCAGACAUUAAAUUGCACAACCAUACUGCGAACAAUAAUGUAAAAGCGUCGCCAGGCUUUUGGUGGAUAAUAUGUAACAUGGCCAAGAGCGGCAUGAGAUCUGUAACAAAGCUCGCAAUGGGGUUGUCUUUUAUUUUCAGAGUUUUGAUUCGUUCUGAUCUCAUUCUUUAUUUUUGGGUAAAUUCAAACUGCUGACUUGGGAAAGUUUUUCAUUACCAAACCUUUUUUUUUUUUUUUUUUGCGGUGAUUAUUAAAUGUGCUGUUUUGAGCUCACAAAGCUAUACUGAAAGUUAGUCUUUGUUUCAGAUAAAAUAACUUUAGAACCUGAAUUUCUGAUUGGUUUUUCUUCUUAUAGCGAAAUUUACAUUGAUGAAAUUGACUGAGUCUUUGCUCUGGUUCAAAUUUUUCUUUAAUUGGUUAUAGAAGCCACGGAAGCCAUUCACCAAAUGUUGUGUUAAUAGUUUUCUUGCCUUAAAACCUUAUGUACCAGUUUAUUUAAAUAAUCUGACCAAAACAAAUCCAGUUAGUCCUCAAGAAGGGAAAAUGUCAGACUGUUGCACCUUUAUUGUUUUUCUAGGUUCUCGUAAAUGUAACAGUUUGCAUGCUAAGCGCACUCUGGUUUCAGUAAGUUUGUGAGAAUCCACUGACAGUAAUAACUUGUUUUAGUUUUUAUAGUGUUGAAAGGUGGACAUUUUUUCAUGUGUAAUAUACAAUAUUACUGUUUAUCAGCAGCUGCAUCAUGAGCUUGACGGAAUGUUUUUGUUCUUCCAAAUAAACUCUUUCACUCA
Messenger RNA from Poeciliopsis prolifica (blackstripe livebearer), 2615 nucleotides. RefSeq names its product caspase 3, apoptosis-related cysteine peptidase a (gene casp3a). Lineage: Eukaryota; Metazoa; Chordata; Actinopteri; Cyprinodontiformes; Poeciliidae. Bases 165 to 1013 code for a protein of 282 amino acids. The transcript has 6 exons. Gene Ontology annotation, biological process: erythrocyte differentiation; positive regulation of apoptotic process; neuron differentiation. The record is from RefSeq and is a predicted model, not a curated record. Gene Ontology annotation, cellular component: cytoplasm.